This is a messenger RNA of Diaporthe amygdali, 873 nucleotides long. Its product is annotated as succinate dehydrogenase iron-sulfur subunit. The record is from RefSeq and is a predicted model, not a curated record. Gene Ontology annotation, cellular component: mitochondrial membrane. Bases 1 to 873 code for a protein of 290 amino acids. Gene Ontology annotation, biological process: respiratory electron transport chain; aerobic respiration; tricarboxylic acid cycle. NCBI's taxonomy places the organism in Eukaryota, Fungi, Ascomycota, Sordariomycetes, Diaporthales, Diaporthaceae. Gene Ontology annotation, molecular function: 2 iron, 2 sulfur cluster binding; electron transfer activity. The transcript has 3 exons.
AUGGCCUCUCUCCGCUCCACCUCCACCCGAUUCCUGGGUGCUGCCACAAGGCCAAUGCUCCGGCCGGCGACCACCAUGCUUGCAUCACGAUCCAUGGCGAGCGUGUCCGAGCCCAAAGCCCAGGUGGAGGAUUCCAACGCACACUCCACGCCCGCCGCAGAGGCGUCGCGUCUGAAGAGCUUCCAAAUCUACCGAUGGAACCCAGACCAACCGACAGAGAAGCCACGAAUGCAGACCUACACACUCGACCUGAACAAGACCGGACCUAUGGUUCUCGAUGCAUUGGUGCGGAUCAAGAACGAGCUGGACCCCACCUUGACCUUCCGUAGGAGUUGCAGGGAGGGUAUCUGUGGUAGCUGCGCGAUGAACAUCAACGGCAUGAACACACUGGCUUGCUUGUGCCGGAUCCCGGCCGACUCGAACAAGGAGAUGAAGAUCUAUCCCCUGCCACAUACUUACGUCGUCAAGGACCUGGUACCAGAUUUGACGCACUUCUACAAGCAAUACAAGUCCAUCAAGCCGUACCUUCAAAGAGACACACCAGCACCUGACGGCAAGGAAUUCCGCCAGAGCAAGGAGGACCGGAAAAAGCUUGACGGUCUCUACGAGUGCAUUCUUUGCGCCUGCUGCUCGACAUCAUGCCCUUCGUAUUGGUGGAACUCUGAGGAGUACCUCGGACCCGCCAUCCUGCUGCAAUCCUACCGGUGGCUGAUCGAUUCCCGAGACGAGAGGAAGGCCGAGAGAAAGGAUGCUCUUGACAACUCAAUGAGCUUGUACCGUUGCCACACCAUUCUCAACUGCACGCGGACCUGCCCCAAGGGUCUGAAUCCUGGUCUGGCCAUUGCGGAGAUUAAGAAGGAGAUGGCUGUGUAA